AUGGCAGCAACCACCACCACCACCAAAUCUAAGUGGAUGGCCACAAUCUCUGAAGUAGCCUUGCUGAAACGAGCCAUGAAACGUUGGAAGAGCAUCAACAUCAAACGUAAAGCCCUUCUCAUCUCUUCCAACCACUCGCCUUAUGCAAGUAAUGGUUCAACCUGUCGAAUUCCCUCUGGUUUCCUUGCUGUCUACGUUGGAGAAGAGCGCAUUCGGUUCUUGAUCCCAACUAGAUUCUUGAGGCUCGCAAUUUUCAAGGCCCUUCUUGAAAAAUCAGGGGAAGAAUAUGGAUUCAAGUUCAGUGGAGGCAUUGUGUUGCCUUGUGAGGUCGACUUGUUUAAACAAUUGCUCAAGUUUCUUGAUAAAGAUGAGAAGAAGUAUGGAAGGUUAGAGGUAAAUGAAUUGCUGAAAUUGAUUUCUGAAGUGGGUUAUGAUUCUUAUCCUUCAUGCAAGCAAUUUCGUUCUUCUUCUGAUCAUCAUGCCUUCCGUACACCUCUUUUGAAAGCUAGGGCUUGA
Molecule: messenger RNA, 516 nt
Organism: Dovyalis caffra
Lineage: Eukaryota; Viridiplantae; Streptophyta; Magnoliopsida; Malpighiales; Salicaceae
Source: the annotation of a GenBank genome assembly